AUGUCGACUUGUUCAAUAGACGUCGAAAGACAGAACCUAAAAGUGAUUAAUAGUGUUCCAGCUAUACAGAUUUCAGUAGAAGAUACUACUGAAUUACCAUUUCCCGACAUGGGAUUUUACGCCAAGUUUCCAUUCAAUAUAGAGUGUCAAUUUCAUGAUGGAAUCGAUGAAAUGAACGAAAUAAUAGAUAAUAGUUGUAACAAUUCUUUAACACAUCCACAACUAUUACGGGAUGAUCCUUACCCUGGAUAUUUUGGAUAUUUUGUAAAUAAUAAGAAUUUAAAGUUUACAAAGAUUACAAAGAUUGGCAAUCAAUUUAUUGAAAUAAAAUUAUUCGCUAAUUCUUAUAACGAUUUUAUUGAAUUUUACCUUGUUGAUUCUG
Molecule: messenger RNA, 382 nt
Organism: Funneliformis geosporum
Lineage: Eukaryota; Fungi; Glomeromycota; Glomeromycetes; Glomerales; Glomeraceae
Source: the annotation of a GenBank genome assembly